AUGUCGCCGCGCCUGGACGAUCGCGCGCGACCGCCGAUACGCCCGGGGUCCGACGACGAUGCCGCCGGCGACGCACGCGAAAGGAGGGGUCGUCGCGAGGGAGGAAAGGGGCGCCGGGCGACGAACCUCGGAAGUCUCGCGGCCGUCGUCGCCGCCGCCGCUGCGGCGGCGUGCCUGGUGCCCCGCGGCGCGACGGCGCAGUUUCUCUCCGUCCCGGACACCUUCCUCUCCUCCACCGACCCGUCCGCGCCGUGCCCCGUGGACGUGGACGACCUCCGCCUCGACCCGGGCCUGGGGGAGGCGUGCGACCCCGGGGUUCAGGGCGACAACCUCUGCGACGCGUGCGUGUGCGACAUGGCCCUGCGACUCGCCGAGGCUGGGUAUCGCAUCACCGGGCCGGACGCGGUGCCUUUCCAGGCGUGCGCGCUGCAGAACCUCCUCGCGCUCCAGCAGCGCGGCGGGCUCAGCAUCGGCGGCAUGAUGGAGGUCAGCAGGCGCUGCAAGUCCGCCCCGGCGUGCAUACGGGAGAUAUCGGACGACUUUUUCGCGAAACCCCCCGAAACCCCGAGCGGCGGCGGCGCGGCGGCGCCGACCGCGUCGAUCCUCCUCGACGACGACGACGACGACUCGCACGACGACGCCCAAGCCGGGGCUCCAAUCGACGUGGAGUGCGAGGGGCAGGGGUGCGUCCUCGCGGGCCUCGUCGCCGCCGCUCCUCGCGAGCCCGACUCUUCAGCCCGAAGUCACUCCCCGAACCUCGCGUCUCCGCCGCCGGACGUGUUCGCCGCGUCCAUCGCCGUCCCCGUCGUCCUCGGCUGUUUCCUCAUCUGGCUCGUCGCGUUCUGCGUCGGUCGCGAGCGGCGUCGCGCGAGACUCGCGGCGGCGUUCGGGCCGGUUCCGGUCGGGGGAGGCGCCGGUAUCGGGGCUGGCGGCGUCGACACAGCUGGCGGCGCCGAGGCUAGGGUAUCCGCCGGGAUCGGUGAGGUCCGAUUCGACGACGUCGUCGUCGUCGCCGGCGCCGGGGGACGCGGUAAGACCCCUUCUCGACGGCUUCUCGACGGCGUCUCCGGAACGUGCCGCCGCGGGGAGCUCCUCGGUCUGCUCGGCCCCAGCGGCGCCGGCAAGAGCACCCUCCUCAAUGUCGUCGCCGGCCGAGUGGACCUCGUCCGCGGGAUGCGCCAGACGGGCGGCGUCGUCGCUCUGGACGACGUUCCGACGCGGUCCAGGCGCCUGUCCCGGCAGGUCGCCUACGUACCCCAGCACGACACCCACCUGCCACCGUACCUCACCGUGUUCGAGACGGUGAUGUACUCCGCGGAACUUCAGCUCCCGUGGUUCACGUCUACGAGCGAUAAGCAUGCCAAGGCGCUCGCCGUCCUUCACGAGCUUUCGCUCGCGUCCGUGGCGGAUUCGCGAGUGGGCGCGGACGACGGCAACGCCGGGGGUGGGGGCACCGCCGUACGAUCCACCGCUCGGCACACCGCGAAGGUCCUGGGGGAAUACGCCGCGACGUCUCCAGUCGUCGGCGCGAUGUGCAGACGCGCGUCGUCGGCCGGGUCCAGUCGCCGCGAGGACGAAAGUGUCGGACACAUGUCGGACACAAACAACGUUGGAGAAUGUCGGAAAACAACGUCGGACCACCCGGGUAAGGUCUUUCGGGGCACCGGUUGCGUCAGCGGCGGGGAGCGCCGCCGGGUGUCCGUCGCCAUGGAGCUCGUCACCGGCCCGGACGUUUUGGUCCUCGACGAACCGACUUCCGGUUUGGACGCCCACGCCGCCGCGUCCAUGGUCCGGACCCUGCGCCACCUCGCGACCAGGGGCACCGGGCGCGUGGUGAUCUUCUCGGUGCACCAGCCGUCGCCUCGAGCGUUUCAGGCCAUCGACAACGUGAUCCUGCUGGGCCCCGGGGGGAAGCGGCUGUGGUCCGGGGCGCCGAGAGACGCGGAUGAGUUUUUCACGCGAGCGGGUCUGCCGUGCCCGGAGGAGGACCUCGACGGGGGAAUGGAUAUCGGGGCGCUCGAGAACAUCGACACGUCCCGGGGGCUCGAGAACAUCGACACGUCCGGGGGGCUCGAGAAGAUCGAUCCCGCGGGGGCGCCCGCGGGAUCCUCGCGCGCUCUCGCCGCGGGGCUGUCGAUCCCGCCCCCGUCAUCCUCGUCCCCAUCCUCCUCCUCCUCCCACCGGGUGGACGUGUCCGAGUGGAUGCUCGAGGUGGCCGCUUGCCCCGCUCGGCGCGCCACCCUCGCCGCCGCCGCCGCCGCCGCCGCCGCGCCUUCGUCCAUGUCCACCCCGAGCUACGCCAAGGUCCCGUCGGCCUCCGCGUCGGCGCCAUCCUUGCCGACGCCGCCGUCCUCCGACCGACCCGAGCCCGCCACCGCUAAAACCCUCCGGCACCGGUCGUGGAUCACCGAGACGCGGGUGCUGCUCGGGCGCGCGGGACGGACGAUCGCCAGGGAUCCGUCUCUCCUCGUCGCGCACCUCUUGGUGGCGUCGAUGACGGCCGUGGUGCUCGGAUGGCUCUACCUCGACUCCCCAAAGUCCCUCGCCGGGUUUCAAAACCGCGCCGGCGGCAUCUUUUUCACCCUCGUCUUUUUCGGACUGGGGUCCACGUCAGCCGCGGAUAGGCUCGCGGCGGAGUCGGCGACGCGCGCGAGGGAGAUCCAGUCCGGAUACCACGGCGCGGGGUCCUACGUGUUGAGCGCGUUGGUGACGGACGUGGCGUGCCUUCGAGCGCCCGCCGCCGCCGCGUACGCCCUCGUCUUCUACUUCCUCAUGGGUCUCAAAGCGGAGGCUUCGGCGUUUUUCACGUUUCUCGGGGUGCUCGAGCUGUUCGUGGUGUGCACCGCGGCGAUGUCGUCGCUCGUGUCCCUGUGCUUCGACGUCCCCGCCGUGGCCAACCUCAUCGCGACCAGCCUCCAGCUGCUGGGCGCCAUGUUCGGCGGCUUUCUUGUGUCGAUUCAAAACGUCGCGCCCUACCUGCGGUGGAUCCAGUGGCUCAGCGUGUAUCGAUACGCGUGGGGCGCGAUGCUCGCGUCGGAGAUGGACGGCCAGACGUUCCUCUUCGACGUGAACGACUUCGAGGGCGCCAGGGUCCAGAUGCUAGUCGGGGGUCAGACCUACCUGAACACCUUCGCGCUCGACCCGAGGAACGUUCCGAGGGACGCCGCGGCGCUCGGCGGGAUAUUCGCCGCGCUGGCGCUCGCGUGUUGGGCGAGGCUUCACCUGAGGUUCGCCACGCAGCGGAGCUGA
Molecule: messenger RNA, 3249 nt
Organism: Micromonas commoda
Lineage: Eukaryota; Viridiplantae; Chlorophyta; Mamiellophyceae; Mamiellales; Mamiellaceae
Product: ATP-binding cassette superfamily
Exons: 1
Coding region: 1-3249 (1082 amino acids)
Cellular component (GO): membrane
Molecular function (GO): ATP hydrolysis activity; ABC-type transporter activity; ATP binding
Source: RefSeq, a predicted model, not a curated record